Anopheles bellator is the source of this 1888-nucleotide messenger RNA. RefSeq names its product partner of Y14 and mago (gene Pym). Gene Ontology annotation, molecular function: RNA binding. The record is from RefSeq and is a predicted model, not a curated record. Gene Ontology annotation, cellular component: exon-exon junction complex; cytoplasm. Gene Ontology annotation, biological process: exon-exon junction complex disassembly. Bases 450 to 1235 code for a protein of 261 amino acids. Lineage: Eukaryota; Metazoa; Arthropoda; Insecta; Diptera; Culicidae. The transcript is spliced from 2 exons.
CAAUCCCGCGAAAGUACAACGGAGGAAUUUCGUGUCGCAAAGCUGAUUCUCGCGGGUUUCCACCCCGGGUUUCAGUUUGCCACGGCCGUGAGGGAUUCCUACGUGUCUAAACCCAACGGAUUGUUAAUUCCGCCGUAAUAUACUAGUCACCGUAUCAGAGAACCGGGACAAACUCGGCGUGUUUUUGCUUUGCAGUUACCAUGUUCGAUUCCCAUUCUCGUUGAUAUAGAUCAAGAUCGGCGCGUUUGUGUAUGCAUGUGCCCGUGUGUGUAUGCUUCGCGGCUGUGCAUGAAGAUACACAUUUCGGAAUUCAGGCGCGAGACUGUCGAACGCACUUUGUCGGUUUAGUUAAAAAUAACCCUAUCGGCUAAAGUAGCCGCAAAGGUCUCUUGUUCCUCUGAGAGACUGUUUGUUUUUUGUUUAAUUUCUUUACCGGUGUGCUAGCCACAAUGACUACCUACAGAACCGACAGUCAAGGAAAAUUCAUUCCUGCUUCACAGCGUCCAGAUGGUACGUGGCGGAAGCCAAGGCGAGUGCGCGACGGGUACGUGCCACAAGAGGAAGUGCCGCUGUAUGAAAGCAAGGGUAAACAGUUUGCCCAGAAACCGAUUCUACCGCCCGGAUUGUCACUAGAGGUGGUCCAGAAAGCGAAAGAAAAGCGUGAACGUGAAAGACUUCGGCAGCAGCGUGAAGAAUUGCGCAAAGCUCAACAGCCAAGCGUUAUUGUCGUUGACGAAGGCGAGAAACAGAAAACUAUCCUAGCUGCUGGUGGUGGGAAGGGUCGCAGCAAAAAGACACCUGAACUGCCCGAUAUUCUGCUAGAUGAGCGGCCUGCGACCACCAUCAGUGUUGUGCAACACAAACCGAAACAUUCUAAAUCGGUUGUUCAUCCGCCAUCCCAGCAAAAACCACCAGACCCAAAAGCGAUAACCCUUACGGCCAUCGCGAAUGAAGAACUUGCUGCAGCGUUAGCAACGGGCGUCCAUAUUACUAAUAACCACCAAUCGCCUACGCUGACGGGAGCAGAGCAACCGCAGCCCGAACUGGUAAAAAAGAUGCGCAAAUUACGAAAAAAGAUACGCGAGAUUGAAGCGAUCGAGGAGAGGCUUCGGAGAAAUGAUGGUCCACCACCAGAUAAGGACCAGUUGGAGAAGGUAAAACGAAAAGCGGAGAUAUUACGAGAGAUUGAUGCGCUGGAAGCGCAACCGCCGUCGUUUGUCGGGCCUGCCAUUUGAUGUUGAAGAUAGUGCGUGAAAGCUCGCCGGGAGCAACUAACUAGAUCAUUAGUCGCUUAGUAGUUCGUUUCACCUUGAUCGUUGCCGCCCUUACUGUGCACAACCGCUACAAGUGGUACAAAUCCACGACCGCAAUGGUCUCUCGAGCACUUUCGUGGAAGCUGCAUCUAUCAAUGAAAGAGUGUGGUAGCCCUUUCCUCACUCUCGUGGAUCUCGAGGCUUAUAGAUACGAGAGACACUCGCGAUGGAAGCAAUCCUCCGAUAAAGUAUGGGCCCACAAUCGAAACGAAGUAUCGCUUUUUAGGAAAAACGAUACCAGCGGUCACUGUAAGUAUGUGUGACAAAACAGCGUGUAAAAAAAUUGCCAGCAUUUAUUUUGUCGCAAGACUUGCGAAGAUGUUUGGUUCGGUUGUUUCGCAUGAAAACCGUAUUCGGAAGAAAAGCCACUGCUCAUCUACGCUAUUCCCGUAACCAACCAGCUCCAAAAUCGUUUAACGUAAAAAGCCUCACUAAGUAGAAGAUAAGCAUCUUUGUAGGCCUAGCUGAUAAGGCUGCUUAAUGAGAAGGAGCAUAUGUUUUAAAGAGUUUGUUAUGCGAAAUCAAAAGUGAAAGAAACACAAUUGUUUAAGUUAAGAGUAAGUCAAAUAAAUGUU